This is a messenger RNA of Guillardia theta CCMP2712, 387 nucleotides long. RefSeq lists its product as hypothetical. The transcript is spliced from 6 exons. The record is from RefSeq and is a predicted model, not a curated record. Gene Ontology annotation, cellular component: ribosome; mitochondrial large ribosomal subunit. Lineage: Eukaryota; Cryptophyceae; Pyrenomonadales; Geminigeraceae. Gene Ontology annotation, biological process: translation. The coding region runs from base 1 to 387 and encodes 128 amino acids. Gene Ontology annotation, molecular function: structural constituent of ribosome.
AUGUUGAGGAGUAGACUCAUAGGCGUGAGCCUGCAACAGAACGUCUCAAGAUUCCUCUCUUCAUCCGCAGCUUCAACCCUUCCUCCCCACGCCCAGAAAUCGCCAAAACUCUACGAGAACGACGUCCAAGUGGAGAGCAAAUUGGGAUGGGGGGUUGUGCGCUCAGCCAACGGCAACCUUCCUGUCUACUUUGACAUAAGAAACUACAACUCUCGCAAGCUGACAAUCAUCCGAAAAAUCCUUGGAGACCCGGAGAAGCUUCGGGAGAGCAUCUUGAGGGAGUUUGAUGUCAGCGUGAACGAUGUGGCGGUGAGGGUUGGGCGAGUGGAAGUGAAGGGCAAGCGGACAAGAGAGAUGCGGGAAUGGUUGGCGUCCAAAGGAUUCUGA